Messenger RNA from Phragmites australis (common reed), 3809 nucleotides. RefSeq names its product histone-lysine N-methyltransferase, H3 lysine-9 specific SUVH6-like. The record is from RefSeq and is a predicted model, not a curated record. Lineage: Eukaryota; Viridiplantae; Streptophyta; Magnoliopsida; Poales; Poaceae. The transcript has a single exon. Gene Ontology annotation, molecular function: histone methyltransferase activity; zinc ion binding; protein binding. Bases 214 to 3567 code for a protein of 1117 amino acids. Gene Ontology annotation, cellular component: nucleus.
UCGCCUCGCCCCCAAAACACCAACCGCCUCCUCCAACUCCUCGCCGUCGCCGCCGGUGGUCGCCGACCGAGAGGUGGGUCCGCGCGUGCGCUCCCGCCGCUCGACGCCUCAUCUCGUGCGUCUCCCGCGUCUGUUUGGUUUGUGCGCUGGUGUUUCGUAAACGGAGUAGCUAAUUUGGUUGUGGACUUGUGCCCCAGGUGAUCGGGGGUGGGAAUGGACUUCUACGCAGCGAGGCUCGACGCUGCGGGGCAGCGGAGGACGCCGGGGGCGGUGAACUCCACCGUGCGCGCGUGGCACCCCCAGCGCGGCGGCGGCAACCGCCGCGGCCUUCCUCCUCACCCUCCUAUUCCUCCCCUUCACGCCGCCCAUGGUCGAGGCGCGGGCGGCAGCGGCGUGGGGAAGGCGGAGGGUGGCGUGGCGGUGGGCGCGGGAGCGGCGGGAGGGAAUGCGGCGGGCGGUUUGAUCGGCGACGGUGCGGAGCGGUUCGCCGCUUUGGUGGUUGCGACGGCGCGGGAGGAUAGGGGAGGCAGCGGCGAAGUGGGGACCAAGAGGUGGCUGGCGGCGCCGCGCGCGUACCCGCCGCCCAAGCGGAGGGCGGUGUCGGCGAGGCGCCUAUUCCUGCCCAGCUGCGGGAGGGAAGCGGCCGCUACUACGCUCGGCGACGGUUCGCGGUUCCGUGUUGCACGCGCCGACGGUGGUUCUGGUUCAUUGGAGAAGCUGGCUGCUCCUACUCCUGUCGCGGGCAGCAAGGACGGCGUGCUGUUGGGAGCGAAAUCAUCAGAGGCUGUGGGCUGCAAUGCUGGGGCUGCUGCAGAUUCUUUGUUUCAUACUGGUUCACAAGGGGUUGCCGGUGUGUUGGUUGAGGACAGGGGAAAGGGAGCAGGGAGUGGUGAAUUGGGGAGGAAAGAGUUGGUGCCAGCCGCACGUUUGCGAGCAAAGCCGAGGAUGGUUUCUGCCAACCGCUGCUUCCCGCCUGGCUGCGGGAGGGUUGCAGCAUCUCUACUCGCCGGCGGAGGCAGUAGCGAAGAGCGUUUGUGGUUGGAAUCUGGGCAUCCUGAUGGUGGUCUCGUUGUGUUGGAGGAGGUGGUGGCUACAGAUGGCAGUAGUUAUGCGGACGACAUCGUGGUUGCUCAAUGCGAUGGUGCUAUUGUUGGAGCGGUACAGGACGAAGAAUUGGAGGAGGGAGAGAUUGCUCCCGAGGUGCACCCUGCGGUUGAAGAGUAUCGAGAAUCUCAAAUUUCUACCAAUGUUGUUCUGCAUGAGUCCGCAGCUUGUAGAUAUGGGGCUUCUGUUCGUGCAAUUAAUGAUCUGGAUGCUUCAGCAAGGCAGUGUGGGGAGAAGAGACCAUCAUGGAUGGUUGCAAAAGAUGUCAAAGUGAUGAACAAAUCUAGUGGGAGUUCCUGCAACUUUGUUGCUGAAUCUUUGGCUGAGGGUCCUGCGAAAGAACAUUUGAGGGGUAAGAGAGUGUCUGAAAGUGCUAGGAUGGACGGGGCAUCUUCUGAUGUUGCAGCAGGAUUGUCUGGCGAAGGUACUAUGAUGAGAAGUAAGGCCAUGUUUACACCUCGAAAAGUAGUCAAGCCUACCAAAGUGAUUCAGAAAUCUGCACUGGACACUUGGCGUAGACCCUUUUCCAAGGACAAGGAGAAGGAGACUGAACAUGGAACCCGUGUGACCGCAAAUGAGAUUGAGGACACCGAUGAAUUUUCUAAAGAUCUUGCUGUGCAAGCUCUCAUGUCUGCAGACAAGUGCCCCAUGACACAGGGAAAGGAGGUUGGCACAAUUAGGGGCUCCUUUGGUCCCAGGAAGAAGGUGAAGGUAAAAGCUCCAGCUCAUCUUCAGAUGAAGAUUGCCUCUGCAUUGGGUAGCAAGGAGAAACUGGAUCAUAAGGUUUCUUCCAACCUGGAAGAUGAUGACAUUUUGAAGGCACUAGCUGUUCAUGAAGGAAAGCUUGAGCUGUACCUCAACAGUUCCUCAGGUCUUACUUCUAUGAGGUGCCAAAGGCAAUAUGGAGUCCAGAAUGCGGAUGCUAGGAGCAAAUUCAAGAUGAUGUGCAGGAGGUUUGAGUUUAUAUGCAGGGCUCUAGUCCAAGCUGUGGAGCAGCACUCAUUGAAGAUUAAGAGAAUUGAUCUUGAAGCUGAUAGAGCGAUCAGGAAAUUACCGGGCUUUACCAAACCUGGUCCUAUUGUUGGAAAAGUUCCUGGAGUUGAAGUUGGUGAUGAAUUUCUAUAUAGAGUUCAGCUUGCCAUUGUUGGUCUACACCGUGUGUACCAGGGAGGCAUUGACACCACCAAAGAUAGAAAUGGCAUGCUUAUUUCAAUAAGCAUUGUUUGUUCUGGAGGUUAUCCUGAUGAAUUGUCUUGCUCAGGUGAAUUAAUAUACACCGGUUCUGGGGGAAAGCCUGCUGGUAAGAAGGAUGACGAGGAUCAAAAGCUUGAGCGUGGGAACCUUGCCUUGAAGAAUUGCAUCAAAACAAAGACUCCGGUCAGGGUGAUUCAUGGCUUUAAAGGUCAGAAUAGAGAUGGAGGCAGUCAUUCGAGGGCUAAACAAAUCUCAACGUUCACAUAUGAUGGGUUGUAUCAUGUGGUGGAUUGCUGGAUAGAAGGUCAACCAGGUUCAAAGUUGUUUAAGUACAGGUUACAAAGGAUUCCUGGACAACCAGAACUUCCUCUGCACAUAGCUAAAGGGAUGAGGAAGUCCAAAAUGCGUCCAGGCCUCUGCAUAGCUGAUAUAUCUCAAGGGAAGGAGGGAGCUCCCAUCUGUGUCAUCAAUACAGUUGAUGAUGUGCGACCAGCACCUUUUAUAUACAUCACUAGAACCAAAUCUUCAUUCUGGCCCACAAGAAUACGUCCUCAGGGUUGUGACUGUGCCAAUGGGUGCUCAGAUUCUGCUUGCUGCGCAUGUGUUGUGAAGAAUGGAGGAGAAAUCCCAUUUAACUUCAAUGGUGCAAUUGUCAAUGAAAAGCCCCUCAUAUUUGAGUGUGGUCCAUCUUGUAAAUGUCCUCCUUCAUGCCACAAUAGGGUCAGUCAGCAUGGUAUGAAAAUACCACUGGAAGUAUUCAGGACAACCAAGACAGGUUGGGGUGUAAGAUCCCUAAGGUCCAUAUCUUCUGGCAGUUUCAUAUGUGAGUAUCUUGGUGAGCUGCUGCAUGGCAAGGAAGCUGACCAGAGAAGGAACAGCGAUUACUUGUUUGAUAUAGGUCAUAACUACGACGAUAAGAAUCUUUGCAAAGGGUUGCUACCAACAGUUUCAGGUUUGAACUCUUCUGGCCAUAGCUCUCAGACCAUGGAUGAUGUUGGAUUUACAAUAGAUGCAACUGAGUAUGGAAACGUUGGAAGAUUCAUCAAUCACAGCUGUUCACCUAAUCUUUAUGCACAGAAUGUUCUUUGGGACCAUGAUGACAAAAGCAUGCCCCAUAUUAUGUUUUUUGCUGCGGAGACUAUUCCACCGUUACAGGAGCUGACUUAUGACUAUAAUUAUAAAAUAGAUCAUGUCCACGAUGCGAAUGGCAGAAUAAAAUUCAAAUGCUGUCAUUGUGGUUCUCCACAAUGCUGUGGGAGGCUCUACUAAGGCAUGGUUGGUUGAUAGUAGUUUAGUAGUUUUCUUUUGAAAAAAAGAAUACCUUUGGAAUGUUGUUGACCUGUAUUUUCAUUUGCCAUUAGUCUUAGUUGAUGACAUGUAGAUAACAUGAGAUGCUACUCCUGGUAUAAAAAGGUAGCAGUUAUGUUCAGCCUGUUGUCGUGCUACUUCACAAUGUAGUGCAUUUUCAUCUUAAUGUACUUGUACAGUCUCGGAUGAUAUUCAAUGGCAAA